This is a messenger RNA of Alternaria rosae, 2069 nucleotides long. Its product is annotated as general substrate transporter. The coding region runs from base 225 to 1853 and encodes 542 amino acids. The record is from RefSeq and is a predicted model, not a curated record. Gene Ontology annotation, molecular function: carbohydrate:proton symporter activity. The transcript is spliced from 3 exons. Gene Ontology annotation, biological process: carbohydrate transport; transmembrane transport. Gene Ontology annotation, cellular component: membrane. Lineage: Eukaryota; Fungi; Ascomycota; Dothideomycetes; Pleosporales; Pleosporaceae.
GCAUACACUCGUCAUACUUUAAAAGAAAACCCUCUCCCAGCUGACCAAGAAACAUGCACAGUAGCGCCAAACGUCUACCGCUGUUGUGGCUUGUCAGAUGUUGAAGAUCUAGACUUUCCCCUCGCACUCGUCUUGUUCUCUACUCUGUACGACUUCUGCGAGCCUUUACUUUCGCUAAUUGACCUUCCGCGGAGCUUUGUCUUUGCAUCCAGGCAACAGCCACGAUGUCUUUCAUCGUCGAACACGCGAAACAGGCCGUCACCGACAAACAAACCAAUGUCGUCAUUUUCUCGGCCACGGCCAUUGCCCUCUACGGGUAUGACCAGGGUAUGAUGUCCCUCAUCAACACCAAUUAUAACUAUCUCUCUACCAUGGGCCUCGAGGAGGAGUCACCAGUCGUGGGUGUCAUUGUUGCGGUUUACUACCUCGGCUGCGCUGUCGGCGCUGUGCUCUUUUCCAUGCUCGCUGAUAAGCUGGGAAGGAAGAAGAGUAUCUUCGCCAGUUUGGCAACAGCUAGUUUGGGAAAUCUGAUCAUGUUCGUGGCUGGAAUGGGCAUGUUGGGAAAGAGCACGGAUAUUGCAUUGGGAGUUAUGCUUGCUGGACGUGUGGUGAUGGGACUGGGUGUUGGAGGCAUCGACGCAGUCAUUCCCACCUACUCCUCCGAGUUGAGCGCCGACGACUCUCGUGGCAAAGCGCUGGCCCAGGAAUUCCAGUCCAACAUCUUCGGUCUCGUAAUGGCGUUUGGCAUUAACUUGCUCGUCACCAUUCUUCUUGGAAAGCAGAACCAAUGGGCGUGGCGUGUUCCCAUUAUUGUCAUGCAGGUCUACCCCGUUCUGCUGAUGGCGUUUGUUGAACGCCUUCCGGAGUCACCGCGUUGGUUCAUCUUCCAUGACCGCCAGGAGGAUGCAAAGAAAGCGUUGGACGACAUCUAUGGAGAUGAGGGCAAGGAGAAGCUUGAUGAGCUGCUCGAACAGCAUGAGAAGGAGAAGGAUGUCAAGGUUGGAUACAUGGAUAUGCUCACCCCCGGUCACGAGCAGUUCCAUCCCACCAUGGUUACGGUAAUGUGCCAGGUCAACCAGGCGCUUACGGGUUACGGUGCAGUUAGUGUGUACGGGCCGCAGAUUUUCGAGCUCCUAGGCUUCUCAGUCCGCAACUCUGAAUACCUCACCCUUGGCAACUACGUGUCCUACUUCUUCCUCAUGACGCUCGCUUGGCUCUUGAUCGAUGCUAUGGGCCGACGCAAGAUCAUGAUUCAUAGUUCUGUAAUCCUCGCCACCUCGUUCGCACUUCUCGGCGUUUUCGGUGGACUAGCAGCAAACUCUGAGCCCAUGAACAUUCCCAUUAUCAUCCCCGGAAUCAUUGGAACGGUCAUUCUUUUCGUGGCCACCGGCGCUUUCGGCAUCGGCUGGCUUUCAACCGUCUGGCUAUUCCCCACAGAAGUUUUCCCUACCACCGCACGCGCUCAAGGUACCGCCAUCUCAGUCAUCAUUUGGGGCCUCGCCAACUUCGCCAUCACCUUCCUUACGCCUGUUCUGUUCAACAACCUCGACUACUGGAUUUUCGUCGUCUUCGCUGCAACCAAUGCUUUCGCUGGGCUAUGGACGUACUUCUACCUCCCAGAAACUGGCGGCAGGACUUUUGAUGAGAACAUGGACUUCUUCAAAGAGGCGGGCGAGCAGGGAACAUGGAGGGUCGGCAAAGUGGGCAAGGGCGAGUGGAAGAAGAUGUACUAUCCCGAUGCUGAGGGAGGAGAUGCCGUAGAGGCGGAACGCGUACCGCUGUUGCAGAGGGUGGAAGACCAAGUUCCUAGCGUAGAACAGUCUAGAGAGCCAAGCCAACAGCGGGGACAGUAGAGAAUGGAAGCCCAUCCUUCUAUGACGCGGGGGUUCCUCGAAACCUCCGCGGGAUAGUAAAAGCGGAGCAAAAGUUAUUACAUCAACUAGCAUUAGAAUGAACAUCCAUUUCUUCAAGACUUCCAAAAAAUAUCAAUACGUUGAUCUCCAUGAUGUUCCUGGUUCAUGCUCGACGUUCUGCCCCACAAACUAAUAUACACGAUAUAGCCAUCCCGG